This is a messenger RNA of Tachyglossus aculeatus (Australian echidna), 6440 nucleotides long. It is a transcript of the gene CDC42BPA, whose product is annotated as CDC42 binding protein kinase alpha. The record is from RefSeq and is a predicted model, not a curated record. NCBI's taxonomy places the organism in Eukaryota, Metazoa, Chordata, Mammalia, Monotremata, Tachyglossidae. The transcript is spliced from 40 exons. Bases 729 to 6275 code for a protein of 1848 amino acids. Gene Ontology annotation, cellular component: cytoplasm; actomyosin; cytoskeleton. Gene Ontology annotation, biological process: peptidyl-threonine phosphorylation; actomyosin structure organization. Gene Ontology annotation, molecular function: protein serine/threonine kinase activity; ATP binding.
CCCCGCGGCCGGGAUGGACGAUCGGGGGCUCACCGCGCAGCCUUAACACCGACGCCUCGGAAGGACGCAGGCACGGAGAAACCCCCCCCCGACCGGGACCUGACCGUGGGCUCUGAGGACGGGCUCAUUUCAGGGACCCCAUUUUUCUCUUCCUCCUCCCCACGGACCUCCGGAGGAAUCGCCGCCGGCGCCCGAUCCCACUGGGGGUCUGUAGCAGAAUUGGCCUUUCCCCCCGCUCCCUCCCCGCCGCCCUUAAAUAUCCCGAUUCUUCCCGGGAAGCGAACUGCCGAUGCCUCCUUUAACGAUGCAACGGAUGCCUUUCGGGAUCGUGUGGCAGGAGCUGAAUUCUGAAUGAAGGAGGGAGCCUUUGCUUCGGAAACGUUGCGGGUUGAACUCGUUAUUCAGCCAUCCCCGGGGUCCGUAUUUUCCUUUUAAAGGCCCCCGAAGUCUCUCUUUCGGGGGGCUGCCCCCUCCCCGAAAAGCCGUCUGUGUGAAAAAUCCAACUGUCCCCUCCAAAAAACCGUAUGUUUUUGUGUGAAAUUCAGUUCUUUAACUGAGGGUGUUGACCGGGCCGGGUUUUCAGUCCAGCCCUCGCACUGCGUUGGUAAGGCGUUGAAAUCGUUCCAUGGUUUCUUUUUGUAAACCCUACGCCCGAAAGUUAGGUUCAGGUAGGAAGCGUAAUUAAAACAAUUAAUAGGAAUUGAAAGAAAACCCAAGCCGAAGCAGUCAUGUCUGGAGAGGUGCGUCUGAGGCAGCUGGAGCAGUUUAUUUUGGAUGGGCCGGCGCAGACUAAUGGGCAGUGCUUCAGCGUGGAGACAUUGCUGGAUAUUCUCAUCUGCCUUUACGAUGAAUGUAAUAAUUCCCCAUUGAGGAGGGAGAAGAAUAUCGUCGAAUACCUGGAAUGGGCCAAACCAUUUACUUCCAAAGUGAAACAGAUGAGACUACAUAAAGAAGACUUUGAAAUAUUAAAAGUCAUUGGUCGAGGAGCUUUUGGGGAGGUCGCCGUGGUAAAACUGAAAAACACAGACAAGGUAUUUGCCAUGAAAAUACUCAAUAAAUGGGAGAUGCUGAAGAGAGCAGAGACAGCUUGUUUUCGAGAAGAGCGGGAUGUUCUAGUGAAUGGCGAUAACAAGUGGAUCACAACAUUGCAUUAUGCCUUCCAGGAUGACAAUUACUUAUACCUGGUUAUGGAUUACUACGUUGGUGGAGAUUUGCUUACACUGCUCAGCAAGUUUGAAGACAGGUUGCCUGAGGACAUGGCUCGCUUUUACUUGGCAGAGAUGGUGAUAGCAAUUGAUUCGGUUCAUCAGCUUCAUUAUGUCCACAGGGAUAUUAAGCCUGAUAACAUCCUAAUGGAUAUGAAUGGGCACAUCCGAUUAGCAGACUUUGGUUCCUGUCUGAAAUUGAUGGAAGAUGGAACGGUCCAGUCUUCAGUGGCCGUUGGAACUCCUGAUUACAUAUCCCCUGAAAUCCUGCAGGCCAUGGAAGAUGGGAAAGGAAAGUAUGGACCCGAGUGUGACUGGUGGUCCUUGGGCGUCUGCAUGUAUGAAAUGCUGUAUGGAGAGACACCAUUUUAUGCAGAAUCUCUGGUGGAGACAUACGGAAAGAUCAUGAACCACAAAGAGAGGUUUCAGUUUCCGGCUCAAGUGACAGACGUAUCUGAGAGUGCGAAGGACCUCGUUCGCAGACUCAUUUGCAGCAGAGAACAUCGACUUGGGCAAAAUGGGAUUGAAGACUUUAAGAAUCACCCAUUUUUCGUUGGCAUUGAUUGGGAUAACAUUCGGAACUGUGAAGCACCUUAUAUCCCAGAAGUCAGCAGUCCUACGGACACAUCAAACUUUGAUGUGGAUGAUGAUUGUUUAAAGAAUUCUGAGACAAUGCCCCCACCAACCCACACCGCGUUUUCCGGUCACCAUCUGCCAUUUGUUGGUUUUACAUACACUAGUAGCUGUGUUCUUUCGGACCGAAGUUGUUUAAGAGUGACAGCUGGGCCCCCCUCAAUGGACCUUGAUGUUAAUGUUCAGAGGACUCUAGAGGACAGUUUAGCAACUGAAGCCUAUGAAAGGAGAAUAAGACGCCUUGAGCAAGAGAAACUUGAACUCAGCAGAAAGCUUCAAGAGUCCACACAGACGGUCCAGGCGCUUCAGUACUCAACGGUGGAUGGUCCGUUAACCGCAAGCAAAGAUCUAGAAAUAAAAACCUUAAAAGAAGAAAUUGAAAAAUUGAAGAAGCAAGUAACAGAUUCUGGACACCUGGAACAACAGCUUGAGGAAGCUAGUUCUGCAAGGCGAGAACUAGAUGAGGCUUCUAGACAAAUCAAGGCCUGUGAGAAACAAAUCAAAACACUAAAGCAAGAAAGGGAGGACCUUAAUAAGGAGCUAGUUGAGUCUAGUGAGCGAUUAAAAUCCCAAACCAAAGAACUGAAAGACGCACACAGCCAGCGGAAACUGGCCAUGCAAGAGUUCUCAGAGAUGAACGAACGGCUAACAGAUUUGCACUCCCAAAAACAGAAACUUGCUCGCCAAGUUCGAGAUAAGGAGGAAGAGAUGGAAGUGGUGAUACAAAAGGUUGAAAGCUUAAGGCAAGAACUGCGCAAAACAGAAAGAGCCAAAAAAGAGCUGGAAGUUCAUGCAGAAACUGCAGCUGCAGAGGCAUCCAAGGACCGGAAAUUGCGGGAACGGAGCGAACAGUAUUCUAAACAGCUGGAAAAUGAAUUGGAAGGACUGAAGCAAAAACAAAUUGUUCGCUCACCAGGGGUAAGCAGUACUGAACACCAGCAAGAGAUCACCAAACUAAAGGCCGACUUAGAAAAGAAAAGUGUAUUUUAUGAAGAUGAAUUGUCCAAAAGGGAAACGAUACAUGCUAACGAAGUUAAGAACCUGAAGAAAGAGUUGCGGGAUGCAGAAGGCCAGCAGCUUGCUCUCAAAAAAGAAAUUAUGAUUUUGAAAGACAAGUUAGAAAAGACAAGGAGAGAGAGCCAAAGUGAAAGAGAGGAAUUUGAAACAGAGUUCAAACAGAAAUAUGAACGGGAGAAAGUCCUGCUGACUGAAGAAAAUAAAAAGCUGUCAAAUGAACUUGAUAAGCUCACCACCAUGUUUGAGCGGCUGAGUGUGAACAACCGACAGCUGGAAGAAGAGAUGCGAGACCUAGCAGACAAAAAAGAAUCUGUCGCACACUGGGAGGCCCAGAUCACAGAAAUCAUUCAAUGGGUGAGCGAUGAGAAGGAUGCACGAGGGUAUCUUCAAGCCUUAGCUUCUAAAAUGACGGAAGAACUGGAGGUCUUGAGGAAUUCCAGCUUAGGUGCAAGAGCAACGGACAUGCCCUGGAAGAUGCGUCGCUUUGCAAAACUGGAUAUGUCAGCCAGAUUGGAACUGCAGUCUGCUCUAGAUGCAGAAAUCAGAGCCAAACAGGUCAUCCAAGAAGAGCUGAAUAAAGUUAAAGCCACCAACAUUUCAACAGAAUGUAAAUUGCAAGAGGCGGAAAAGAAGAACUUGGAACUGCUAUCAGAAAUUGAAAAGCUGAAAAAGGAGACUGAAGAGCUUAGAUCAGAAAAGGGUGUAAAGCACCAAGACUCACAGAAUUCUUUCUUGGCAUUUUUGAAUGCGCCUACCUCUGCUCUGGAUCAAUUUGAAGAUUCCUUUUCUUCUUCCUCAUCUUCACUGAUUGAUUUUUUGGAUGACCACUCUCCGUCCUGUAUUCCAGCUAGCAAAGGCAGACGUAUUGAUUCGGUUGAGAACUUUACGUUAUCCAAUACUCCUUCAAGGGACGAGGUCAAGUCUCACCUUCAUUCAAGGUCCAGAUCUCCUUCCACAGCUAGUGACAUUGAACCAGUUGAGGUUAUCGAACAUCCCCCACGUUCAGUUCACACGCCAACCAUGAGAUCAGCAUAUAUUGGUUCAGGCCUCUCUGCACCAAAGCCAAAGGCCCACCAGUUUGUGGUAAAAUCCUUUAACACUCCUACCAAAUGUAAUCAGUGCACCUCUCUGAUGGUUGGCUUGAUAAGACAGGGCUGUAUUUGUGAAGUGUGCGGAUUCUCCUGUCACGUGACCUGCGCAGACAAAGCUCCAGCAGUUUGUCCGAUCCCUCCUGAGCAGACCAAAGGACCCCUGGGGAUAGAUCCACAAAAAGGCAUAGGAACUGCCUAUGAAGGCCACGUUAGGGUCCCUAAGCCUGCUGGUGUAAAGAAGGGUUGGCAGAGAGCACUGGCAGUAGUUUGUGAUUUCAAACUCUUCUUGUAUGACAUAGCUGAAGGAAAAACAUCCCAACCAAGUGUGAUAGUGAGUCAAGUGAUUGACAUGAGGGAUGAAGAGUUUUCGGUGAGUUCUGUCUUGGCUUCUGAUGUCAUCCAUGCAAGCCGAAAAGAUAUACCCUGUAUCUUUAGAGUCACAGCUUCUCAGCUCUCUGCGUCUAGUAACAAGUGUUCCAUCCUGAUUCUGGCAGACAGUGAGAAUGAGAAGAGCAAGUGGGUAGGAGUGCUGAAUGAAUUGCACAGGAUUUUGAAGAAGAACAAACUCAAGGACCGCUCUGUGUAUAUUCCCAAAGAAGCUUAUGACAGCACUCUGCCCCUCAUUAAAACAACCCAAGCAGCAGCAAUCAUAGAUCAUGAAAGAAUAGCUCUGGGAAACGAAGAAGGGUUGUUCGUUGUACAUGUCACCAAAGAUGAGAUUAUUCGUGUGGGUGACAAUAAAAAGGUUCAUCAGAUUGAGCUCAUCCCAGCUGAACAACUAAUUGCCGUGAUCUCGGGACGCAACCGUCACGUGCGACUCUUCCCCACGUCCGCGCUGGAUGGCCGAGAGACUGAGUUUUUUAAACUGGCAGAGACGAAAGGCUGCCAGACCAUCGCCUCUGGACAGGUGCGCCACGGAACGCUGACGUGCCUGUGCGUGGCCAUGAAACGGCAGGUCCUCUGUUACGAACUGAAUCAGAGCAAAACCCGACACAAAAAGGUCAAGGAGAUCCAAGUCCUGGGGAACGUCCAGUGGAUGUCGAUCUUCAGCGAGAGGCUCUGUGUAGGUUUCCAGUCGGGAUUCCUGAGGUACCCUUUGCAUGGAGAAGGAAACCCAUACAGCUUGCUCCAUCCAGAUGACCACACACUAGCCUUUAUUGCACAACAGCCUACUGAUGCCAUCUGUGCAGUCGAGAUCUCCAAUAAAGAAUAUCUGCUGUGUUUUAGCAGCGUUGGAGUCUAUAUCGACAGUCAAGGCCGAAGGUCUAGGCAGCAAGAACUGAUGUGGCCAACAACUCCUUCCUCGUGCUGUUACAAUGCACCAUACCUUUCAGUAUACAGCGAAAAUGCUGUUGAUGUCUUUGAUGUGAAUUCCAUGGAAUGGAUUCAGACUGUCCCCCUCAAGAAGGUUCGACCCUUGAAUACAGAAGGAUCACUAAAUCUUUUGGGUCUGGAGACAAUUAGAUUAAUAUAUUUCAAAAAUAAAAUGGCAGAGGGGGAUGAACUAGUGGUUCCUGAAACAUCAGAUAACAGCCGGAAACAAAUGGUGCGAAGCAUCAACAAUAAGAGGCGUUAUUCCUUCAGGGUCCCAGAAGAAGAAAGGAUGCAGCAGAGGAGGGAGAUGCUUCGAGAUCCCGAAAUGAGAAAUAAAUUAAUUUCUAACCCAACUAAUUUUAACCACAUAGCACACAUGGGUCCAGGAGAUGGAAUCCAGAUCCUAAAAGACCUACCCAUGCCGGCUUUCCCUUACCCAUCCCCUCAUCAUCACUCCAGUCUGAUCUCCUCUCCGAUCAACUUUGAGCACAUCUAUCACAUGACUGUUAAUUCUGCUGAAAAAUUCCUCUCUCCUGAUUCCAUAAAUCCUGAAUAUUCCCCAUCUCUACGCUCUGUCCCUGGUACACCAAGCUUUUUGACUCUAAGGAAUCUUCGGCCUCAGGAAAGCCGGACCAUGUUCAGUGGCUCUGUUAGUAUUCCAUCCAUCACCAAAUCCCGCCCGGAGCCAGGACGUUCCAUGAGUGCUAGCAGUGGGCUGGCAGCAAGGUCUUCGGCGCAGAACGGCAGUGCGUUACGGCGGGAACUCUCUGGGGGAAGCUACGGGUCAAAGCGACAGCCUAUGACCUCCCCGUCUGACGGCUCAUUGUCCUCCGGAGGCCUGGACCAAGGAAGUGACGUUCCAGCGAGAGACUAUGAGCGGGAGGACUCUGACUCUCCUCGGCAUUCUACAGCUUCUAACAGUUCCAACCUGAGCAGCCCUCCCAGCCCCGUUUCACCUCACAAGACCAAGAGCCUCUCUUUGGAGAGCACUGACCACGUGAGUUGGGACACAUGAACUGCUGCUGCUGCUUCAGUAUUCAGACCAGUCAUCCAGCGGCUUUUGCUCCCACGGCUCCCAUCCCCUCACCCUGUCCUCGCGCUUUUAUUACCGUUCCUUCCCCUCGCUCCCCCACCAACCCCUCCCCAAAACCGGUCUGGGGGCCGGCAGCUGGGGGAGGGU